AUUAUCUACUUCAAUAACUCUUUCGAGGAUAUAGCACGAGUGGCACUUUACCAUUUGACGCAGGCAUAGACGAAGAUUAAUCAUCGAUAUGUCGUCACAAUCAAGCAAAAGUCAAAGUUGGGUUGCCAUGGUAAAAUUCACUAUGCUAGCUAUGUGUAUGUUUAGCGCCGGUAAGCAGUCAGAAAUGAAGCGGCCGGAAGCUAUUCCUUUCCAUCCCACCAACCAGCUACCACUCAUGCCACCUGUAAAGACGCGCGAGCGCUUCAUCCCCAAAUACGAGUGUCCUCCACAGAACCCACCUCACAUAGCGCGAAAAGGAAAGGAAAAAGCAAUAGACGGAUGCAAAGAAAACCUCCCCAGAAGCUGCUCUCCAUUUUGUAUCCCCGACUCUUCGACUGAUGAUGUGCCAUACAGAGACGAUUUGCCAACCAGAAGCGCUUGUGCCGCUCCGUAUUGCUCUGAUCACACUCCGCCAAUCACCCCUCACCCCCAUAUUAGCUCCUCCAGACGUGCUCUCCUCCACAGAUUCGGAAACAAACAGACAAGGAAAAAAAGGAAAUAGGAGAUUGUGCACUUCAAAACAUGUUUCUCUGGGCGGAUAGGCGGUCUGCUCUGGAUGCUAUGACGAAUGUUGUAAACGUCGUCGGGUUGUGCAAACGAGCUUGCGAUGACCAUGUUCCUGCUUGCUUCGUGACCAAAAUGUAACGUCGAUGCCGAAUGAUGCUGAUGCUAUUCGAUACCAAGGCCAUCGCAUUGU
Mollisia scopiformis is the source of this 757-nucleotide messenger RNA. RefSeq lists its product as uncharacterized. The coding region runs from base 89 to 562 and encodes 157 amino acids. The transcript has a single exon. Lineage: Eukaryota; Fungi; Ascomycota; Leotiomycetes; Helotiales; Mollisiaceae. The record is from RefSeq and is a predicted model, not a curated record.